GUGGUUGUUGUUGCUAUCGCAGUGCUCUAUAAUAAUAAUAAAAAAAACAGAGUUAAAAGUAGAAGGUAAAAGGAGUGUGAGUGUCUUUUUGAAUUUAUUUGCAGUGUGAUCCAUUUUAAUAUUUUUAAUUGUAAUGAAAGUUUGUGUCUGACUUACUUUAUGUUUACGCGGUUAGCCCGUUAGCUGUAGCACUGCAGAUAGCAAACACUGUGUAAGUAAAACCUUUAACAUGUUGGCAGUGUGGAUCAACUGAGGUUUUAUACAGUAACGUCAAUGGGAAAGAGGAAGGACAUGAUGAUCCACCCCAGGUUUUUUGUAGGGGAUGAUGAUGAAUACAAUGCUCACAGGAAGAAGCACAAAAAACACAAGAAACACAAGAAGAAGCACCACCGUGACGACGGCCACAGCUUCUCAUCUGAGGCUCUGGAGUCAGACUCCGGCAUCGUGCCGAAGCCUCCACAGCUGAAGCUGAAGAUUAAAUUAGGAGGGCAAACACUGGGCACCAAGAGCGUUCCAACCUUCACGGUGAUCCCCGAGGCUGUUCGCUCGAUGUCUCCUUUGAUUGUGGACAGUGAUGAUGACGAGGACUCUGAUGAUGAAGACGACGAGGACGACGAUGAUGACGAUGAUGAGCCUUCAGAGGGAGUUCCUAUUGAGCAGUAUCGUGCCUGGCUCGACGAGGACAGUAACUUGGAGCCUUCUCCUCUGCCAGACAUGGACAACGAUUCGUUUUUGGAAGGCCCCAUGGAUGAGGAGGAGAAGUGGCUUGAUGCUCUGGAGAAAGGAGAACUGGAUGAUAACGGAGAGCUGAAGAAGGAGAUAGAUGAGUCUCUUCUGACUGCCAGACAGAAAGCACUGUUGCACAAGCAGCAGAUCCAGCCCCUCUUCGAGCUCCCCAUGGGCUACAAAGAGAAGGAGCUGACGGCCGAGAUGCUGCAGAAGCGGGAGGAACGAGCCCGCAAGAGACGCCUGCAGGCAGCCAAAAAAGCUGAAGAGAACAAGAACCAGACCAUCGAGAGGCUCACAAAGACCAGCAAGGCCAAAAUCAAGAGCACAAAAGAGCGCAAGGCCAAACAGUUGCAGGUGCCCAUGGUGAGGUACCUGGAUAACGCUCAGGGGGCAGUGAUCUCUUUCCCGGUCGGAGUGACCGCUCCGGCAUCUGCCCCACCAUGUCCACUUCCACCUACUCCUGUGAGCUGCGGUGUCACUGGCUGCUCCAACCUGAAGAAGUAUUCAUGCUCCAAGACAGGAACGCCACUCUGCAGUCUGGAUUGUUACAGGAAGAACUUAAUGCUCAUAGAAAGUGCAUCUUAAACCUAAAGAACUCAAAUGGAUGUGGGUUAGAAACCUUGCACUAUUGAAACAGCAGGAUUUAUGGAUAUCUGUCUUAAUACAGAAUCUGGGAUUCCAGAAAUCAGUUUUUUUUUGUUUUGUUUUUGUUUUUUUUAGCUCCCUGUUCCCAGUCGACUUUCCACAUGAACUUUCUAGGAUGGACGUCCUUCCCAGUGUUAGAUCCCAAUCCAUCAAGCAUGCAGAUGCAGUUAUAAGUUAACCAACCGCUUGAGUGAAACUAAUCUCUUUAUCUAUUUAAAGGGAGGGAUUUAUUAUUUUUAGGCCCUCUGCUGUCUGUGAGGGGAACAGGGUAAUGUCCAUUUCCUGUAAUAUUUAACUGUAUACUAUAAUAUAGAAAUAUAUAAUAUAUGACUUCUGGUUCUCCUUCUGAAGAGAAUGGGAAAAGCAAUUGUAGUUGUAUUCAGGCUUAAUUUCACAAGCAGAACGAUGCAGACAGAAGCCUGAUGUAUAAAUUAUCCAGAGACACACUGCAAGAUCAGAUGACAGCUUUUUAGGGUCUCUUAUUCGGUUUAGGAAUAAUUUGUACGCUCAAUACCGCUCUGUGAUUUCUGUCAAAAUUCAUCCUGCUUGAUUUACGUUAUUUUCUGACUUACAGAUUAUCUUCAUUUGUCGGUGUGAAUUAUGUUGAAUGACAGAAUUGCACUAUACUGAAUCGGUGUAGACAUAAACCCAAAGUAUUUAUUUAGUGUUUGUGUGAUGCUUUAUUCUGUCAAGGCUUUUGUUGUUGUUGUUGU
Messenger RNA from Tachysurus fulvidraco (yellow catfish), 2087 nucleotides. RefSeq names its product INO80 complex subunit B (gene ino80b). Bases 274 to 1314 code for a protein of 346 amino acids. Gene Ontology annotation, cellular component: Ino80 complex. The record is from RefSeq and is a predicted model, not a curated record. Gene Ontology annotation, biological process: chromatin remodeling. NCBI's taxonomy places the organism in Eukaryota, Metazoa, Chordata, Actinopteri, Siluriformes, Bagridae. The transcript is spliced from 5 exons.